Prosopis cineraria is the source of this 710-nucleotide messenger RNA. RefSeq lists its product as uncharacterized. The record is from RefSeq and is a predicted model, not a curated record. Gene Ontology annotation, biological process: regulation of systemic acquired resistance. Bases 156 to 530 code for a protein of 124 amino acids. NCBI's taxonomy places the organism in Eukaryota, Viridiplantae, Streptophyta, Magnoliopsida, Fabales, Fabaceae. The transcript has a single exon.
UUUGAGUUCCCAUGUUUAAUUAUCUUGCCCUCCCCAUUUGAUCACCUCACUGUCACACCCCUGUUCUGUUCAUAGGCGCGUUAACUCGAGGAGAAUAUUAUUCUCUCUUUACUCUUUCCCCUCCUCUCUGCAGGCAUACCUCACAAUAGAUCAGAAUGGAUGGAGGAAGGAGGAAGAGGAUAUUGGAUGGCGAGGAAGAAGAUAGCGAGGAGCAGAAGAUGGAGAAGUUCUUUGCCUUGAUAAGAAGCACCAAGGAGGUACGUGAUCGCCUCUCUAAGGAGAGAGAGAAUAACAAGAAGUCGGAGGAAGACAAGUUUAAGAAUGUCUGGAACCCGUCUUUUCAACCCGAGGAUUUCAUUCAUGACUAUCAAGAUUUGGGAAUUAGAAGCACCCACCCAGCUGGUGGUCCUUCCAGUGAGAAGGAGGUCGACGCACAAGAUAAAGACUCAGAGCCAAUCGCAGAAACUGCGCCGCCGCCAGCACCACCGCAUGGAGAAGAAGAUGAGUUAGACCUGAAUCUUUCUUUAUAAUAACGUAUUGUGCUGAUUUGGUUAUUGGACUGCUGAUCAUUGAUUGUCACUUUGAAUGGUUUAGCGUCGGCGAUGAAUCAUCUAGCUUCGUAAAUCGGAGUGACCGACUUCUUAUGUCCCCAGUUAUGUUGUUUUAAUUCACUCGUCACAAGUUCAAUGGAACAAUUUCUUCUUCUUUUC